Molecule: messenger RNA, 3115 nt
Organism: Rhipicephalus sanguineus (brown dog tick)
Lineage: Eukaryota; Metazoa; Arthropoda; Arachnida; Ixodida; Ixodidae
Product: ATP-dependent RNA helicase DDX42
Exons: 19
Coding region: 195-2807 (870 amino acids)
Molecular function (GO): RNA binding; RNA helicase activity; ATP binding
Source: RefSeq, a predicted model, not a curated record
ACUCGAGAGGUUUGCCGACAGUUUUCGAUGUCUGGGCAAGAUUCGCAUUUUUGCUUUUGAUAUCACUUCGCAUGAUGCGGAAUAACUCUACGACAUUGUAGGUGACGUACCUUUCCUGCAGUCCUCAUAGCUGGGAAACUAAAAUCUUGAUAUAAUCGACUGCUCGUGGUCUUCGGCUGCGUCAACUGAGCAGCAUGUUCCACAAAGGCGGCGAAGGGCGCCCUAGAGGUUUUGGCUUCGGAAGCUUCGAGGUUUCUUCAAAGAAAUCCGAUUCGCAGCUUGGUCGCAGUGCUUUGCAACCAGAAACGACACCUGUUCCCGCCUUACCGGUUGUAAAUCGACGUGGCUACACUGGCUUGAGCACCAUAACACAAAACGCUUUGGACAUCAACUAUGGAAACCUUCGCAAGCGGCCUAAGACCGAAGAUGAGUACUUUGAACAGGAUGAUGAGGAUGGGCGUGGAGGGCAGUUGGCAUACAUACCUGCCCCGGGAAGUCCUUCGUGGGAUGAGCAGCAGCAUCGAGAGAAACAACAGAAUUCCUCUGAUAGUGAAGAAGACCCUCUAGACGCCUACAUGGCUGAUAUUCAGAAAAAGCUGGAAAAAGAUAAACCUUCCAUUUCCAAGAAUAGCAAGAUGCCCGAGAAGGAAACCAAAUCAAAGGAUGAACUGAAGGGCGUUCGUGAUGAUAUAGAGAAUGAAGACGAUGAAGAAUCCUAUUAUCGUUACAUUGAAGAGAACCCUAACGCAGGAGCAGACAAAGAUGACAGUGACGUUGAGCUGGAAUAUGAUGAGGAUGGCAAUCCGAUUGCCCCAGUCAAGUCAAAGUACAUCGAUCCACUGCCACCUAUAGACCACUCAACCAUUGAGUACAAGGAAUUCACCAAGAACUUCUAUGUGGAGCAUGAAGAAAUAGCUGCACUCAGUGAUGCCGAGGUGGAUCAGUUGCGUGCUACAUUGGGUGUCAAAGUGACAGGAGCUAUUCCACCAAAACCUGUGACAAGCUUCGGCCAUCUGGGAUUUGACGAAUCGAUGCUCAAGGCUAUUCGCAAAGCAGAGUACACACAACCCUCGCCCAUUCAAGCGCAGGGAGUCCCAGUGGCACUGAGCGGCAGAGACAUGAUUGGCAUUGCCAAGACUGGCUCAGGAAAGACUGCCGCCUUCAUCUGGCCCCUCUUGACACACAUCAUGGAUCAGAGAGAGCUCGCACCAGGGGAAGGUCCUAUUGGCCUGAUUUUGGCACCAACCAGGGAGCUCGCUCAACAGAUCUAUCUCGAAGCCAAGCGCUUCGGCAAGGUGUAUGGUGUAGCUGCUGCCUGCUGUUUUGGUGGUGGCAGUAAGUGGGAGCAGUCCAAGGCACUCCAGGAAGGAGCCGAGAUUGUCGUCGCCACCCCUGGUCGCAUGAUUGACAUGAUCAAAAUGAAAGCCACUAACCUGGAGCGUGUUACAUUUUUGGUGCUGGAUGAAGCGGAUCGCAUGUUCGACAUGGGCUUUGAACCCCAGGUGCGGUCCAUCUGUGACCAUGUUCGCCCUGACAGGCAGACCCUCAUGUUCAGCGCUACAUUCAAGCGCAAAGUGGAGCGGCUGGCUCGCGAUGUGCUUACGGACCCUAUCAAGGUGGUUCAGGGUGAUGUGGGAGAAGCUAACGAAGAUGUGACACAAAUUGUACUCGUGAUGCCCAGCAUCCCACCGACAUCCAAAUGGAACUGGCUCACUACACACUUGGUGGAAUUCACCUCAGUGGGCAGUGUUCUCAUCUUCGUCACCAAGAAGGCUAAUGCAGAGGAGCUGGCAAACAAUCUAAAAGCCCAUGACCACAAUGUCGGUCUUUUACAUGGAGACAUGGAGCAGAAUGACAGAACAAAAGUGAUUGCUUCUUUCAAGAAAAAGGAUUUCCCUAUUCUCGUGGCCACAGACGUUGCUGCACGUGGUCUGGACAUCCCCCACGUAAAGACUGUCGUGAACUAUGACAUUGCUCGUGACAUUGACACCCACACACACAGGGUUGGCAGGACUGGCCGUGCAGGUGAGAAGGGUGUGGCGUACACACUGAUCACGGACAAGGAGAAGGAAUUUGCUGGCCACCUUGUGCGUAACUUGGAAGGGGCUAGCCAACACGUGCCUCAAGAACUGAUGGACCUUGCCAUGCAGAGCCAAUGGUUCAAGAAAUCGCGCUUCAAACAAGGCAGUGGCAAGAGACUCAACGUGGGAGGCCAUGGACUUGGUUUCAGAAUAAGGGAGCGGCCAGGCCUCGGCUGCUCUGAUAGUAGUGGUGGUUCCCAGAGGCAUGCUCCUGCGGCUGGACCCAUGUCUGGGAUGGGCAGCUAUACCGCUAGCGUGCUCUCGGGGCCGAGGUUUGUGGCUGCUUCUGGAAAUAAGGCAGAUGCCGGAAGCAACAUAGCCUCUCCUGCCUCCACACCUCGCCUUGGAGCAGGUCCUCAGACAGACAGGCUGUCGUCCAUGCGGGCAGCUUUCCAGGCUCAGUACAAGUCUCAGUUCACAGCAGCUACGGACACUUCAUGGAAGCUCGGGCUGCCGCGUUCACCACCCCGUCGACCACCCUCACCGCCGCGACACACAGCGUUCACCCCUGUUCCAUUUGCAGUACCUGCUCCUGUGCAGUUCACAUCACCAACCCUCAGUACAGAUGCACGUCGAGAUUCGCAAGGGAACGAUUCCAGCAGUCGUUCAGCUUCUCAGGACAGUUCAAGCCAGAACAGAUCUUUCAGCUCCAACUCUGGGCAGCAGCCGAGUGGCACAUCUAAAGAGGAAAGGCGGAGAAACAGAAAGUCACGCUGGGAUUGUUAGCUUGAUGCAUUUUUUAAUGGGUAUGAUGUACUACUUCGAAGACCAUUUUAAUUAAAAACCCUACCGCAUGUAUUCCUUGAUAGUUACUGUUCACGCAUGCCUGAUAUACAGAGACAGGAAAGCAGAAGCCAAGGACUGCAUUGCUGUUAUGGGUUUUCACUCUUCAGUGUGGCUCAACUUGGCUCCAACAUGUCGCAUUUCUAGUGUCAUAACUUCAUGUUACCUUUUUUUUUUGUAGAUUCUCUCAUCGUGCAUUGAUCAGUUGUUGCUUUACCCCAAAAAUAAAUAUCUUUCAAAAACAUGAAGCU